Aspergillus pseudonomiae is the source of this 879-nucleotide messenger RNA. RefSeq lists its product as uncharacterized. NCBI's taxonomy places the organism in Eukaryota, Fungi, Ascomycota, Eurotiomycetes, Eurotiales, Aspergillaceae. The transcript is spliced from 3 exons. The record is from RefSeq and is a predicted model, not a curated record. Gene Ontology annotation, cellular component: cytoplasm. The coding region runs from base 1 to 879 and encodes 292 amino acids.
AUGUCCCCCCAUCCAGAUGCAGCAGUUCACCCUGAAGCAACGGGGGCAGCCAAAUUGUUGGUCGAAAAUCACCGUGCGGAGCAGCCAUUAAAGCUGUAUGCCGGGUGGUUCUGCAAGUUUACUGACCUGAACGACAGCUUUGUCCAACGGGUCUGGCUCGCACUAGAGGAGAAACAAAUCCCUUACCAGUACAUCGAAGUCAAUCCUUACCACAAGCCACAGUCGCUUCUCUCACUGAACCCGCGCGGUCUGGUUCCGACAUUAUCAUGUGUGGUUAAAGAUGGGGGCGCUCAGACAGCCAAGCCCCUGUAUGAAUCCACAGUUAUUCUUGAGUACCUCGAGGAGGCCUACCCAGAUAACUCUCCACGGCUCCUCCCGGCAGACCCCUACGACAGAGCCCGAGUACGCAUCUGGAUUGAUUAUGUUACCUCGCGGAUUAUCCCGUCUUUCCACCGAUUUCUCCAAUACCAGCCCAAGUCGGGAGGUGAAGACCCAACGGCUGGCUUGGAGAGAGUCAGACAGGAAUUCCUGGGUCAUCUCAAGGAAUGGACUAGGGAAAUGCAUGCCGACGGACCAUUUUUCUUAGGAGAUCAUAUUGCACUCCCAGAUCUGGUACUCGCCCCAUGGGCGGUACGGCUGUGGGUCUUUGAUGAAUACAAAUCAGGUGGGCUUGGCAUCCCGGCGGAAGGCAAUGGAGGGGAGGAUGAGCCUCUUUGGCAGCGGUGGAGGAAGUGGCUGAAAGCUGUAGAGGAUAGGAGAAGUGUGAGAGAAACUACGAGUGAGAAGGAGUACUACCUCCCUGUCUAUAAGCGGUAUGCGGACAAUGUGGCCCAGAGUGAGUUGGCAAAAGCCACCCGUGAAGGAAAGGGGGUGCCAUGA